UCUGUGAAGUCUCGUUAAGACCAAGCCUUGUUUGAUCCGUCUGGGCACACAGUUUAGCAAACACAACAGGAGUAUCUGCUAAUCCUGUUAACAUGUUCCAGGACUUACAUCGGAGAGCAAAGAGCACGUAUAACAUCGUCAAUGGCGCAGAUGUUUGAUGAACCGGUUGUCGGGAUUGAUCUUGGGACCACUCAUUCGAGUGUGGGAGUGUGGCGAAAUGGACAUGUGGAGAUCAUCCCCAACGAUCAAGGUAACAAGAGGAUGCCGUCAUAUGUCGCUUUCACUGACACCCGGAGACUCAUCGGAGAUGCUGCCAAGAACCAGGCCGCUAUGAACCCAACCAACACAGUCUUUGGGGCAAAGCUGCUGGUUGGUAAGAGAUUCAGUGACCAGUCGGUCCUAACUGAUGCGGUGCUCUGGCCUUUCAAGAUCGUUGCCGGUCCGCGUGACAGACCCACAAUAGUCAUCAACUACAAGGGUGAAGAGAAGCGGCUUUUUCCUGAGGAAAUAUUGUCUAUGAUCCUCGCAAGAAUGAUGGAGACUGCUGAGGCUCACCUUGGCGCCACUGUUGAAGGAGCUGUAGUCACGGUCCCGGCGUGCUUCAACCACUUUCAGCGACAGGCUAUUAAAGAUGCAGGACAAAUCGCUGGCCUUAAAACUGUACGCAUUAUAAGCGAACCAACUUCAGCUGCAAUUGCUUACGGCCUUGAUAAGAAGGGGAGUUUUGCUGACGAGAGGCACGUAUUGGUUUUUAACCUUGGUGGUGGCACGUCUGACGUAUCACUCCUGAGCAUCAUGUCGGGAAUUCUUGCAGUGAAGGCUACUGCUGGGAAUGCCCAUAUUGGAGGUGAGGUCUUUGAUAACAGAAUGUUGCGCCAUUUUAUCCAAGAGUUCAAGAGGAAGCACAACAAGGACAUCAGUGGAAAUCCCCGAGCUCUCAGGAGAUUGAAGACUGCCUGUGAAUCGGCAAAGAGGACUCUCUCUUCGAGUACGAGUGCUUCUAUAGAUAUUGAUUCUCUACAUGAGGAAAUUGAUUUCCAGUCUGUGAUUACACGGAGCAGGUUUGAGGAGCUUAACAUGGAUCUCUUUGGGAAAUGUAUGGAGCUGGUUGAAAAGUGCUUGAGGGAUGCUAAGAUUGACAGAAGCGUCGUCGAUGAUGUGGUCCUUGUUGGUGGGUCCACCAGGAUCCCAAUGGUACAGCAGCUUCUACGGGAAUUUUUCGAUGGGAAGGAGCUCUGCAAGAGCAUUAACCCUGACGAGGCUAUGGUUUAUGGAGCAGCCGUUCAAGCUGCGAUACUGAGUGGAGAGUGUAAUGAGAAUGUCCAGGACAUGCUGCUCUUAGAUGUGACCCCCUUUUCUCUUGGUCUCGAUACUGCAGGAGGUGUGAUGACGGUCAUGAUCCCGAAAAAUACCCCUAUUCCCAUAUGUAAGGAGCAGGUCUUCUCAACUAGCUCAGACAACCAAGAAUCUUUCGUAAUCUCGAUUUACGAGGGUGAGAGAAGAAGUAACAACUUUCUGGGAAGGUUUGAGCUAUCAGGGAUUCCUCAGGCACCUAAGGGCAUUCCUCAGAUUACGGUCCGCUUCAGUGUUUAUGCUGAUGGUUUCUUGUAUGUCUCCAUGGAGGACAAGACAAUCAGUAAUAAGGCUACUUUUAGUGUUGUUGAUCAACGAGGUACAUUGUCCAGGGAAGAUGUCGAGAGGAUGGUUCGGAAUGCAGAGAGGUACAGGGUUGAUGACGAUGAGUACAAGCGGAAAGUCGUGGCCAGGAACGCUUUGGAGACCUAUGCUUACAGAAUGAAGAGCGCAAUCGAAGAUAAUAUGUAUCAUCCCGAGCUACCACCCACAGUAAGGAGGACAAGUGUGAAUGCUAUUUGCCGAGCUAUUGAAUGGUUAGAGAUGAAUCAGCUAACUGAGGUGGAUGAGAUUGAACAGAAGAUGAAGGAGCUAGAAAGAAUCAUUGAGACAAUGAGGGUCAUGGGGCCUGUGGUAGGUGUUGAUUUUGGCACCAGUUACUCGAGCGUAGGAGUCUGGCAUAACGAUCAUGUGGAGAUUAUUGCCGAUGAGCAAGGUGAAAGGAGGAUUCCAAGUUAUGUUGCUUUCACGGGGACCCGAUGUUUGGUUGGUGACGCUGCCAAGAGGCAGGGGACUAUUAACCCGAUUAUCACAGUAUUUGGUCCGGAGCUGCUACUUGGAAGAAGAUUCAGCCACACUUCGGCUCAAAGCCAACGGAAGCUCUGGCCAUUCAAGGUUGUUACCGGUCCUUCUGGGAGACAGCUGAUAGCUGUCAACUAUAAGGGCGAAGAGAAGCACCUUCAUCCCGAGGAGAUCUCAUCUAUGAUCCUUGCAGGGAUACGGGACAUCGCAGGGGCCCACACCGGCUCAACCGUCAAUAAUACGGUUAUUGCUGUCCCUGCUUCCUUUGACCGCUCUCAGCGAAUCGCUGCAAGAGAUGCUGCCCGCAUUGCUGGUUUCAACGUAAUGAGAAUCAUCAAUGGAUCAGUUGCUGCAGCCAUUGCUUACGGUUACAGCCUCCACAGAAAGGGGACAGAUCUGGGCCCAAAUAAUGUUUUGGUCUUCGAUCUCGGUGGAAAUACUCUUGAUGUCUCAGUUUUAACCAUUGAAGAAGGUGUAGUCGAAGUGAAGGCCACUAAAGGGGAAAACCAUCUAGGAGGGGACGACAUUGAUAACAGAAUGGUCGAUCAUUUCGUUCGGGAGUUUGAGAGCAAGCAUAACAAGAAUAUUAGAGGAAACAUUAAAGCUCUAAGGAGAUUAAGGAAUGCCUGCGAGAGUGCAAAGAGGACCCUCUCAUUGGCUUCUCGGGCUACCGUGUUGAUUGAUUUUCUAUAUGAGGGUGUCGAUUUUUUCUCCACAAUCACCCGUGCAAAAUUUGAGGAGCUCAACAUGGAACUCUUUAUGAAGUGCAUGGAUGUCGUUGAGAAGUGCUUAAAUGAUGCUGAGGUGAAUAAGAGUAGCAUCGACGAUGUUGUCCUUGUCGGUGGUUCAAGCAGGAUCCCGAGAAUGCAGCAAUUGUUGCAGGAAUAUUUCGAUGGCAAGGAGCCCUGCAGGAGCAUUAAUCCCGAUGAGGCUGUCGCUUACGGCGCAGCUGUUCUUGCUGCGCAGCUGGCUGGAGAGGCUGACGAGAAAGUGCAGGACAUGCUGCUCCUGGAUGUCACUCCUCUGUCUCUCGGCCUAGAAAAUCCGGGAGGCAUCAUGACUGUCAUGAUCCCGAGAAAUACCACCAUUCCUACAAAGAAGGAACAGGUCUUCUCGACACAUUACGAUAACCAAGAGAGUUUCUCUGUCAAGGUCUACGAGGGUGAGAGCGUAAGGACGCGUGACAAUGACUUUUUGGGCGAGUUGGUUCUUUCUGGGAUACCCCCGGCACCGAUGGGACUUCCACAGAUUCACAUCUGCUUUGAUAUUGAUGCUGUUGGCAAUUUACAUGUUUCAGCAGAGUUGAAAUCCGCCAAAAAAAGGGCUAAGAUCAAUAUGAAUGAUGGUAGAGGUGGGUUUUCAGACGAAGAAAUCCAGAGGAUGAUUCGGGCUUGGUCCGCAUGAAUCAAGGAGAGGAUCAAAUCGUCGAUGGAAAUGAACUUCAAAACGCUGUUUUUUCGUCGCGAAGGAUCACUGAAGUGCAAAGCUGGUUCUUAUUUCGAAGGCUUUUUGGAGGCUGAGAGACGAAUACUUGCGAGGAUGCUGAGAGGAAUUCCCUGAUGGAUAAUUAACGCCACAACCGAGAUUCAUGCGUUUUUUUUUUUCCUUUUUUUUUUUUUACGGAAAUUUCCUUGGGAUGCAAAGGAGUAUGAGGCUGGAAAACAUUACCCAGAAUUUGUGUGCUGCAUCUAUCUAGAGGAUCAGUCGGGUAGGAUAAGAGAGUCGGGCCGUUUCUGUAAUAGAAAAUGAUCCGCAGUACAGGAGAAAAACAAUCAGGAUUGAGGAUACAAGAGAUGAAUCCUCAGAUCAAGGAGACAUAAAGAACGUACAAACCGAGUAUCGGGUGACCCAGUUCCUCCUUUGUCAUCAUCAUUCGACGGUUGUACAUGGAGGCGAAUUACUAGCGCUGGUAUUAGUAUUGAAGAUGUAUAUCAUAGCUUCAGUUGUCAGAGUCCAUAGCCUAAACUUCUUAAAUCACAUCCAGUCAGAUAAAAUUGAUUCACUGCAGCAUCUGCUCUAAUUUAUGAUCCAUAAGCGACUAUCAACAGUUUGUUUAUGAGUGAAAAGACAAACUUGACAAGAUUGAAUGAAUCAGUAUUCCAGAAUCAGAACGAACGGUUUAAGGUGUUGCUGAUUUGCAGAGACUUGGCAGAUCCCUCGAAGACGUGCUAAUUGAUCUGUGUGCUGCAAUUCGAUCUAUCCUUCCUCCGCGCUAUCACCUUGUUUUCAGCAUAUCUUUGUCUCUUCGGGAAAAAUAUGUAGCUAUGACCCUUUCAAUCAUACAUAACAGUUGUGCCACAAGCAUAGUCUCAGGAAGCUUUUUCACAUAUCAAUACCAAGUCUAAGAAUCAAACAAUUUACUGAUUUUCGGCGAGCUGAAUGUCCAGGUAGCUCUUCAAACUUCAAAGGGCUUCCAUUAACGGAACUGAUACGAUACUGAAAGUCAAAAUCGAUAUCGAAUUUUCUAUCAAAAGGGGCAAUUUUCAACCACGCCUUAGUAUUGUAU
Punica granatum (pomegranate) is the source of this 4660-nucleotide messenger RNA. The record is from RefSeq and is a predicted model, not a curated record. Lineage: Eukaryota; Viridiplantae; Streptophyta; Magnoliopsida; Myrtales; Lythraceae.